This is a messenger RNA of Xenopus laevis (African clawed frog), 9851 nucleotides long. It is a transcript of the gene notch2.L, whose product is annotated as notch 2 L homeolog. Gene Ontology annotation, cellular component: late endosome; signaling receptor complex; cell surface. Bases 455 to 7807 code for a protein of 2450 amino acids. NCBI's taxonomy places the organism in Eukaryota, Metazoa, Chordata, Amphibia, Anura, Pipidae. The record is from RefSeq and is a predicted model, not a curated record. Gene Ontology annotation, biological process: positive regulation of multicellular organismal process; axon guidance; regulation of DNA-templated transcription. Gene Ontology annotation, molecular function: calcium ion binding; signaling receptor activity. The transcript has 34 exons.
AGUAAAGUUCAGCUCAGUCCCAGCGCUGCUCCGGCUCUUCUUCUUCUACUGCUGCUGCUGCUGCGCUUGUACCUUAGGGGCUGAUACCCGAGGCCGAUCGCCUGUGUCACGGACUAGUUGCUGCCGCGGCGGGACACAAGCACCGGGCAAAGGCGGCUCUUUGUAGGGCAAAAGUGAGCGCACCCAAGUUGCAUCUUGUCCAUAAGCGAGGGGAAGAGAAGUCAGCGAACUCCUGCUCUGGGUCAGGGGAUUUGGAGUCUGCCAAGCUCUUUAUAUUGACCUCGCCGGGACCUUCCUGGAAUUACUGAUGAUCGCAGCAGAGUCGCGGGGAAAUCGCAAGUGUGACUGAUGGCUGGCUGCACUCCGCGCUACAUCGCAUUCUAAUCGAAAAUCGGAUUUUGUUGGAUUUUCUAUUCUCGUUGCCGGCUGCUUCCUAUGAGGAUCUGGAGAGGAGAUGGGGGUGCAGGCUGUGUUUGGGCUGUGUGUCCUGCUCCUGGGGAUGCCGUGCUGUGACGGCUUACAGUGUCGAGGUGCCAGUGAGCCAUGUUUAAAUGAAGGAAGAUGUAUCACCAGUGAUGACGGCUCUGCAUACUGCAAAUGUCCAGAUGCAUUUGUUGGAGAAUACUGCCAACUGCAAAACCCUUGCCAAGAAACCGUAUGCCUCAAUGGAGGCAGCUGUAAAGUCAGCCCUGACCUCUCUAAAGGCGUGUGUACUUGUGCCCCAGGAUUCAGCGGGGAGAACUGCAAGCAGCCCGUUGCCAGCGUCUGCUCCCUCACUCAACCUUGUAUGAAUGGGGGCACCUGCCGUCUGCUUACCCUGGAACACUAUGAAUGUAUCUGCCCCUUUGGAUGGAGAGGAAAAGACUGCGAAUUCAUUGAUGCCUGUGCCUCCCAGCCAUGCGCCAACGGCAGUACCUGUUUACCCAAUGAAAACCAGUAUAGCUGUACUUGUCAGGCUGGAUACACCGGCCUCAAGUGUGAAAUGGAUGUGAACGAGUGCACCUCACCGGGGUUAUGCAAAAACGGAGGAACUUGUGAGAACCUUCCAGGGUCCUACAGGUGUCAGUGCCAUCCGGGUUACAUUGGUCAGCGCUGUGAGAGCCCCUUCAUCCCCUGCUCUCCUUCUCCAUGUAUGAAUGGAGGCACCUGUCGCCAGACUAGUGAAUUCGCCUAUGAGUGCAACUGCCUGCCAGGCUUCGAUGGAAAAAAUUGUGAAAGCAACAUAGAUGAUUGCCCCAGUCAUAAAUGCCAGAAUGGUGGAACCUGCGUGGAUGGGGUGAACACAUAUAACUGCCGGUGUCCUCCCCAGUGGACUGGCCAGUUCUGCACAGAGGAUGUGGACGAAUGCUUACUCCAACCCAAUGCUUGCCAAAAUGGAGGAACCUGCACCAACAGCAAUGGAGGCUACAACUGUGUCUGUGUAAAUGGAUGGAGUGGGGAUGACUGCAGCCAGAAUAUCGAUGACUGUGCCACUGCUGCCUGUGCCAAUGGGUCUACUUGUAUUGAUCGAGUCGCUUCCUUUAUUUGUGUUUGCCCAGAGGGAAAGAUUGGACUCCUCUGUCACAAAAAUGAUGCUUGCUUUAGUAAUCCUUGCCAUAUUGGCUCUUUGUGUGAUACCAACCCUCUGACUGGACAAGCCAUUUGCACUUGCCCCCCUGGGUACAAAGGGACAGCCUGCACAGAAGACAUAGAUGAAUGCUCUCUGGUUAACAGUAAUCCAUGUGAGCAUGCAGGAAAAUGUGUCAAUACUGAAGGUUCCUUUUACUGUGAAUGUUCCAAGGGCUUCACUGGGCCCCGCUGUGAAAUGGACAUUAAUGAGUGCCUGUCUGAGCCAUGCCAGAAUGAUGCCACCUGUCUGGAUAAAAUCGGAGGCUUCACAUGUUUGUGUAUGCCAGGUUACAAAGGAAUACACUGUGAAAUUGAGGUUGACGAAUGCCUAAGCAACCCCUGUGUGAACAAUGGAGUGUGUGUUGACAAAGUCAAUCGCUUUGUGUGCAUUUGCCCUCCAGGUUUCACAGGACCAGUGUGCCAGAUUGAUAUAGAUGACUGCUCUAGCACUCCAUGUCAGAAUGGCGCCAAAUGCGUUGAUCAUCCAGCUGGCUAUGACUGUCUUUGUGCAACAGGCUUCACAGGAGUUUUGUGCGAAGAAAAUAUCAACAACUGUGAACCACCUCCUUGUCAUUAUGGAACAUGCCAAGAUGGCAUUGACUCCUACACGUGCAUUUGUGAGCCUGGCUAUAUGGGUGCCAUAUGCAGUGAUCAGAUCGAUGAAUGUCAUAGUAACCCUUGUCUCAAUGAAGGCCGUUGUGUUGACCUCGUCAAUGGGUAUCAGUGUAACUGUCUACCUGGAACAUCGGGGCCAAGAUGUGAGAAGAAUGUUGAUGACUGCGCAAGCAACCCUUGCACUUACGGGAACUGCGUGGAUGGCAUAAACCGCUAUGACUGUGUCUGCUCCCCAGGAUUUACAGGUCCACAGUGUAAGGAUGACAUUGAUGAGUGCGCUUCAAGCCCCUGUCAUAACGGAGGAACGUGCGUAAAUGAACAGAACAGAUUCCGCUGUAUCUGUCCGGAGGGAUUUCGCCAGCCCAGCUGUUUUUCGCAGGUGGACGAAUGUGUCAAUAACCCGUGUAUCCACGGCAACUGCACAGAUGAUGUCAAUGGGUACAAGUGUCUCUGCCAACCAGGCUGGAACGGCAAGAAAUGUGAAGUGGAUAAAAAUGAGUGUCUCUCCGACCCCUGUCAGAAUGGGGGAACAUGCGAUGAUCUGGUGAAUGGAUACAGAUGCUCCUGCAAGAAAGGGUUCAAGGGUUACAACUGUCAGAUUGAUACCAAUGAAUGCGCUUCGAAUCCGUGUUUGAACCAUGGGACCUGCAGAGAUGGGAUCAACGGUUACACGUGCCACUGUGCUCUGCCUUACACCGGUACAAACUGCCAGAACAUUCUGACCCCGUGUAGCCCUGAGCCGUGCCACAAUGGUGGAAUUUGUCAGGAAUCUGAAGAUUUCAAAAGUUUUAGCUGUCUAUGUGCAACUGGCUGGCAAGGUCAGAGGUGUACUAUUGAUGUUGAUGAAUGUGUAACCAACCCCUGCAGAAAUUAUGGUCGCUGCCAAAAUACUAAAGGCGGAUACAAAUGCCAUUGCCCCGACGGCUUCAGUGGAUUCAACUGUGAGAACAAUAUUGACGAUUGCCUUUCUAAUCCGUGUCAGAAUGGAGCUUCCUGUUUAGAUGGAAUCAACACUUUCUCUUGUAACUGCCUGGCGGGUUUCCAUGGGGACAAGUGCCAGAGGGAUGUGGAUGAAUGUGCCAGCAACCCUUGUAAAAAUGGAGGCUCCUGCACAGACUACGUCAACAGCUACACGUGCAAGUGUCAGCCGGGAUUUGAUGGAAUCCACUGUGAUAACAACAUUGAUGAAUGCACGGACACGUCCUGCUUUAAUGGUGCUACCUGCGUGGAUGGCGUUAAUUCCUUCUCCUGCCAGUGCCCUCAGGGUUUUACAGGACCAUUUUGUCUGUUUGAGAUCAAUGAGUGCGGGUCACACCCCUGCAUUAAUGGGGGCACUUGUGUGGAUGGAAUGGGAACAUAUCACUGCACUUGUCCUAUUGGCUACAGAGGCAAGAACUGUGAGGAGUUGGUUGAUCUAUGCAAUGGCUUUCCAUGUAAAAACAAAGGCAUCUGCAAGCAAGUGAAAACAGAACCCAAGUGCAUUUGCCCAACGGGAUGGACCGGUAUUUACUGUGAUAUCCCUGAUGUCUCUUGUGAAGUGGCAGCAUCUCAGAGAGGUGUGGCGGUGCAAGAUCUGUGUCAGCAUGCUGGUGUUUGCAUCAAUACUGGCUUCAGUCACCGUUGCCAGUGCCGACAAGGCUACAUCGGCAGUUACUGUGAGGGAGAACUGGACGAGUGUGCCUCCAAUCCGUGCCAGAAUAGCGCUGCGUGUGUGGAUCGUCAUGGAGGAUAUGAGUGCAAGUGCUUGCCAGGGUACCAAGGAGUAAACUGCGAGUAUGAAAUAGAUGAGUGCCAGCUCCAGCCUUGCCAUAAUGGUGGGACUUGUGUUGACUUGGUGAAUCAGUUCCGAUGCUCCUGCCCUCCAGGAACACGAGGUGCCCUCUGUGAAGAAAACAUAGAUGACUGUGCUCCGAGCGCCGAGGGUCCGCACUGUUUCAAUGGUGGAAGAUGCAUAGAUCGAAUUGGAGGCUACAGAUGUGAAUGCCUCCCUGGGUUUGCAGGGGAGAGAUGUGAAGGGGAUGUGAACGAAUGUUUGUCCAGUCCUUGUAGUUCAAAGGGAAGCCUGGACUGUAUUCAGUUGGCCAACAACUAUCUUUGCAAGUGCAAGCCUGUAUUUACAGGUCGCCACUGUGAGACGAUACAGGAUUUGUGCCCAAGUCGACCUUGUCUAAAUGGUGGGACGUGUGCAGUUGCUGUGAAUAUGCCUGAAGGAUUUACCUGUCAGUGUCCAUCGGGCUUUUUAGGUUCUAAAUGCCAAUACAGUAAUAAUACAUGUGAACACUACAAGUGCAAAGUUGGGGAAAACUGUAUUCAGACUCAUAUGGGACCAAGGUGCUAUUGUCCUAUGGGGCCAGCUGGGUAUGCAUGCCAAUCGAAUUUGGGCUGUGCUAGCCAGCCCUGUAAAAACAAUGGCGUUUGCCAGAGAAAGGCUCAACCUCCUUUUUAUACGUGUCAUUGCCCCAAAGGAGUUGUUGGACCCCAAUGUGAAAUUCCCAUUGAGACUGAUCGAUGUCACAAAUACCAGUGUCCUGAGAAAGCCCGAGAUGGGUAUUGUGAUCAGGAGUGUAACAUACACGAGUGCCUUUGGGAUGGUGGAGACUGCUCUUUAACAAUGGGAGACCCAUGGGCCAACUGUUCCUCCUCACUGAGAUGUUGGGAAUAUUUUAAUGGGCAAUGUGAUGAGCUGUGUAAUACUCCUGAGUGCCUGUUUGACAACUUUGAGUGUCAACAAAAAGAACCGAUCUGCAAGUAUGAUAAGUAUUGUGAAGAUCACUAUGCAAAUGGUCAUUGUGACAAAAGCUGUAACACAAAAGAAUGUGGUUGGGAUGGACUAGACUGCUCUACAGAUAGACCUGAGAACCUUGCUGAGGGUACCUUGGUGGUAGUAGUGCUGAUGCCCCCAAGUGAACUGCUAAAAAAUUCCAGAAAUUUUCUCAGGGUCUUGGGCAGUAUCCUUCGCACCAACCUAAGAAUCAAGAAAAACCCAGAUGGGAGCUACAUGGUGUUUCCUUAUUUUCGAGAAAAUGCAAGCAGCCAGCGUUCACGUAGAUCUCUUUUAAAGUUACGCGUAAUCCGGGAGCUGGAGCAGCCGAUUGGCUCAAAAGUCUCAUUAGAAAUUAACAACCAAGAGUGCGUCAUGGAUUCUGAUCAGUGCUUUAAAACGUCAGAAUCAGCCGCUGCCCUGCUGGCGGCCCAUGCUGUACGCGGAACACUCAAUUACCCCCUGGUCUCCGUGGAGGUUGAAAAUGCUCCAAUGUCGCACCAAACACUGAUGUACAUAUUGCCCGUCACAUUGGCCAUAAUUAUAGUCAUCCUUCUAAUGGUUGUGGUACUGGCCAAAAAGAAGCGCAAACAUGGCGCCCUUUGGUUCCCAGAAGGUUUCUUCCUGCACCGGGAGAACAGCAACCAGAAACGCAGAGAACCUGUUGGGCAAGAUGCUGUUGGAAUGAAAAAUCUAUCUGUGCCCAUUGUGGAUGUCAAUUUACUGGAUUCUAAUCAAAACGAUCACUGGUCAGAUGACCGAGGACCUCAGCCCAAGAAAUCAAAGUCCGAAGGUCAGGCUCUUCUGUUGGGAGGAGACGACCAAGUUGAUAGCCGCCAGUGGACACAGCAGCACCUGGUGGCUGCAGAUAUUCGGAUGACCCCAUCAUUGGCUCUUACGCCUCCUCAAGCAGAGCAAGACAUUGAUGUCAUAGAUGUCAACGUGCGAGGGCCAGAUGGCUGUACACCUCUUAUGUUGGCCUCACUGCGAAUGGGAAGUCCACAUCUAGAGGAAGAUGAUGAUGAGGCAGAAGAUCCAUCUGCUAAUGUCAUUACUGACCUGAUUUAUCAGGGAGCUUGUCUGCAGGCCCAGACGGAUCGUACAGGAGAAACUGCUCUGCACCUGGCAGCUCGCUACUCAAGGGCUGAUGCCGCCAAGCGCUUGCUGGAUGCUGGAGCCGAUGCCAAUUCUCAAGAUAGUAUGGGGCGGACCCCUCUACAUGCAGCAGUGUCAGCUGAUGCACAAGGGGUUUUCCAGAUUUUGAUCCGAAACAGAGUCACAGACCUUGAUGCGAGAAUGAACGACGGUACAACCCCUCUCAUCUUGGCUGCCCGUCUUGCAGUGGAAGGGAUGGUUGCAGACUUGAUAAAUUGCCAGGCUGAUGUUAAUGCAGUGGAUGACCAUGGUAAAUCAGCACUUCACUGGGCUGCUGCUGUAAACAAUGUUGAGGCUACAAUGGUUCUGCUAAAGAAUGGUGCAAAUCGGGAUAUGCAAGACAACAAGGAGGAAACACCCUUGUUUCUUGCUGCAAGAGAGGGUAGUUUUGAAGCAGCUAAAAUGCUUUUGGAUUACUUUGCAAACCGAGAAAUCACUGACCACAUGGAUCGUCUUCCCCGUGACAUUGCCAAGGACAGGAUGCAUCAUGACAUUGUGCGUCUGCUGGACGAGUAUAACUUAGUUCACAGCACACAGGGACAGCCUGGUUCCAUGCUUUCAAAUUCUCUUUCACCAGCAGUCUGUGGUUCCAACAGAUCUUUCCUUAACCUGAAACAUGCCGCACAAGCCAAAAAGACCAGGAGGCCAAGUGCCAAAAAUGUAGGACCUCGAAGUCUUCCAAACUUAGCCAAAGAACCAAAAGAUACCAAAAACAGGAGGAGGAAAAAGUCAGAUACUGACAAUAAAGGGCAACUUUCUGAAAGCUCGGUAACAUUAUCCCCUGUGGAUUCUCUUGAAUCCCCCCAUGCAACUUCAUCUCCUACCAUUACAUCUCCUGGAACUCUGCAUACGUCCCCUGGACAGAUGCAUGCCACAUCUACAUUGCAGCCACCACACACAACUAUGUCUAUGACUAACCUUCAGUCCAUUGGUUGUGCAGCCAAUAAUAUGCUGCCUUCUGUUGGACAGUUAUUAUCACAAGCCGCCCAAAAUAAUGUUCUUGCUGGACAAAGACAGCUCAAUCUGUCGUCUGAUUGGUUAAGCCGCAUGGAAAGAAACAACACCCAGUAUAAUGAAAUGUUUGGUUUAGUCCACCAUGAUACAAAUAACCACUCAUGUAUUCAACAAAAUGGGAUCAUGCAAGCAGAUAUCAAGCCAACGCUGCAUAUGGGUGUGGCUAGGGAUGCUUUGCCACCGAUUAUGACUUUCCAGCUUAUCCCAAAGAGUGGAAUGAAUCAGCAGACACUAGUGCAGCAGACAAGUCAUGCUCAGAAUGUGGCAGGCAUGUAUCAGAUGCCAGACAGAGCACGGAUCACUGGCUCUUCUGUUCCCAUAGCAAUGAUGCAUCAACACGAUGGACAGUUAUCUCAAACUAUGCUCACAUCUUAUCAUCCCCUUCAGAACCCAAUGGGAAAAUAUCCAACCCCACCAUCACAACACAGCUACGCUUCCACUGAUAAGACCCCAAACCACAACGGACAUUUACCAGGAGAGCAUCCUUACUUGACCCCUUCACCUGAAUCUCCAGAUCAGUGGUCCAGCUCCUCACCUAACUCUGCCUCCGAUUGGUCAGAUGUAACUACAAGCCCGACUCCUAAUGGCAGUCAAAGAAUGCCCGCCACACAUAUGCCUGAACAAUCACACAAUGGCAUGCAGGUUUAUGCAUAGGACAUUUGUGUUUAAUCAUUGAACAAAUUGGAGGCAAUUCAUACGUUCAGUAGUUGCUUCAUCUGUGGCAUCUGCCUAGAAAUUUCUUUGUACAAAACAGGUACCCAUUUCCGUCGCAGGUGCUCUUUUUAAUCAAAUAAUAUAAGGGUUUGCUUAUCUACAGAAUUUACAAAAGCUUCCCUUCCGAACAAAGGAAUUCGUACAAUGUAUAAAAAUGGAAACGUUGCUCAGAUCCAUUUUUCAACAUCUGGGCUUAAAGAACAUUUUCAGUGCCUUUAUUGAAGACAAAGGUCAGUAGUCGGAGCAUGAGGUGCCCCUAGAGGAGACACGCACUUCUCACAAUGACGUUUCAUUACUUUUCUUGCAAACUGAAGAUCAAAUCAUUAAGAAAAUCCACUUUCAUUCUAGGUGCGACAUGUAAAUUGUAGUCACGGAGGCAGGGGAGGUCCUUUCAGUCCCAUUUCCAAGGGAUGUAUGUGUAUAUAUAUAUCUAACUACAUGUUUAAAUGUAAAAUAUCAUUUGAAAUGCCGUUUUGUACUCUCAGCCUUUUAAGACCAGUUUAUGUCAAUAUUCCUUUUAUAACUUAUCCAGCUCAUUCCACUUUGAAUGCUGUAUUUAAAAAAAAAAGUUGACUUUUGUUUGGCAGCAGAAAUAUUAUAGCAACUCCUGUGCCCAGGGGAUUGUGUUACAGUGUCAUGUGAUGGUUCUGGACAGGUUUAUGUAUAUACGGACAUGUCAAAGUGAUGCAGAAAUAUAACAAGCAGCAGCCGACUUGCGUUUAAUAUGAACGUCUGAUCUCUUCUGCUUUUUUUUUGUCUGUUACAAAUGCUGGUUAUUGUGUGUUUUGUAAAAAGAAAAGGACUCUUCCAGUACUUUGGCACGGUCUGAGCAGUUGGAAGCAAGCACUUAGCCAAACAAAGCCUCCUUUUCGUCUUCCCCUUUCUGUUUUCUCUGCCAAAAGCACCUCAUACGGGAAACUCGACUCUGUUUUUCUACAUAUUUUAUUUUCUACGGUUACUUUAUACGGUGCUGCAUUGUCCCUUAAUAUGUUCAGUUUCAAUAGCAGAGCACCACUAGAUAUAUGUCAUAGGAAGAAGAGAAACGGCAUCAUUAGGUUAAUAUGUGACCUCAGAACUUUCCUGAAUUUAAUUAAACAUAGACAUGGGGCUUCACAGGGAGUUUUACAUUUUCCCAAUUAGUUUUGUCUUAAAUUUCAUUGCUAUGAACCCAGCUGAGUCUUUUUUUUUGUUUUUCCUCCAUCGCUAAGAAAACUUGGUUCAGAAUCAAUACUGAAUCAGUUGUGUUAAUUCACUGAGAAAAAGAACACAGUCGGAAAGAAAAUCUCAUUGGUGCGUUCAUUUUUACAAAUUAAAAUGUCUAAAAUAACUUGAAAAAUAAAGUUGUAUAGAAGCUCGUCAGGUGUAAGCAGCUAAUUAUACAUUUUUUAUCGAUAAAUUUAAAAAAAUCUUGAGUUUGAAAAGAAAUUCAAGAACAUCUUUUCUGCUGAGAUUUUCUCACAUUACUUUUGCCUAAUGUGGAACACUGUCCUACUCUUCUACUGUUCUUGGCUUUUUUUAUACAGUAAGAAAAUGAUGGGCAGCCUGCAGCCCUCCAGUAUUGCAUUGCUGCAGAUUAAUCAGCCUAGCAUAUAAGCAAUGAAUAAGAUCCAACAAAGACCAUGUGCAUUUAGUGCAUUGGAAAUAAACCAAUCGUAAUUUCUUGCCAAACCUUACUCUCUGGAAUAAGGUUGUGGGUUAUUUUUAAAGGUAUCAGAAGAGUUCUAUAAAUAUUUUUGCUAAUCUAAAUAGUGUACGUACAGAACUACACAGAUGCCUGUCUUCUUCACGUUCGUAGAAUGCCUUGUGUCAUGUCCAAUCCAUAGAGAUCUCAUCAAGUUGACAUGUUUUAUAUGUUGGUUGCUUUAAAGGAACGGUUCAGUGUAAAAUAAAAACUGUGUAAAUAAAUAGGCUGUGCAAAAUAAAAAUUGUUUCUAAUACAGUUAGUUAGCCAAAAAUGUAAUGUAUAAAGGCUGGAGUGACUGGA